This is a messenger RNA of Onthophagus taurus, 5171 nucleotides long. It is a transcript of the gene Gfrl, whose product is annotated as Glial cell line-derived neurotrophic family receptor-like. NCBI's taxonomy places the organism in Eukaryota, Metazoa, Arthropoda, Insecta, Coleoptera, Scarabaeidae. Gene Ontology annotation, molecular function: signaling receptor activity. Gene Ontology annotation, biological process: nervous system development. The record is from RefSeq and is a predicted model, not a curated record. Gene Ontology annotation, cellular component: external side of plasma membrane; signaling receptor complex.
GCAGUGGACGGUACACUUCGAAUCACCCUCCGCCACUCGCCUCAACUCGUUGAAGCACAUGUCGCAGAAGGAAAAACCUUCUCUGACGACCCUGUCAUAAAUCGCCUUCAGACGGCUAACGCGCGUCGUGAGACGAGAGUGUGUGGUUAAAAUGUGAACCUGUCCUCGUCGCGGAUGGUAUGUUGUGCGGUGUUGGGUUCCUAUAUUGGCUGCUGGCCUCUGCUGGCCUUCCAAGGGCCGGUGCCAGCGAGUUUCCGGAACGCGAAUGUUGCGACCUUCAAUAUCCCCUACACCAGUCAACGGAUGCCCCGACGACGACUCCGGCCUCUGUAGUCACCUCGGUUGGUCCAGGUCCUAAUAUAAAAACAACAAUAGCGAUACUAAAUUGUCUUUUGGCAAGACAACUGUGUUUCGACGACGCCUCCUGUUCCGCCAUCCUAGAAAUUAUUCCGCGAGUUUGCGGGCCGGAGUUAGGGGGAGUCAAGCAGGAGGCUCAAAAUCAAAACGUUGCGUGCUCAACGGUGACUGUAACCAAAUGCCAGGCGGCCCUGCGAACACUACAAGCAUUCCCAUUCUUCAAACCAACGUGUCUCUGUCGAGAACCACACGUGGACCCAGAAUGCAACUCUUUCAGAGACUUCCUCUUCGAUCACCCUUGCGUUUUCGUCCUUAAAAAAGAAAAAGAUCCUUAUCCGGUAGACGCCCUUCCAACCUGCAACCACGCGCUGUCGGUUUGCCAGCAAGAAAGAAAAUGCUUGAAACUUUACGAAGACUUCAAGGCACACUGCAAAGUUCGAGAAAACAAGUGUCGAAUGGAAGACAGAGACCUCUGCCAUGAAUCUUGGGCGAACCUACGUAAGUCACCAAUGUUUGGUUGUAUUUGUCCUAACAACCAUCACAUGAAGAAGAGAUGCGAUCGCAUAUUCAGCAUAGUGAACCACAAUCCGUGUGUGGACAUUCUCACGUUAUCCCUUGGCCCCGACUCUACACCCGCCGACCCUGACCGGGCCUUCUUUCGGAACUUCUGGUCACCUCCCACGAACCUCUACCCGUACUUCUUGAUCCCUCCUACAACGCACGCCAAUGUUCAUGCCUCCGGCACCUAUCGCACGCAUAGCACUGGCACAGGCAUAGAUUUCCACACCGUAGAGGAGACGCUCAUCACCUCCUUACAGUAUCCAGACUUCGACGAGACGGCGUCGGACAACGCGUCUGCCUCAUUUGACAACGGGCUAGGCAAUUCCAUAGUAGAAAACCCGCUAGUUGACGCGGCCAAUGGGAUAGAGGCGCACGCUAACAGCGACCACAUUAGCGCGACCGUUCUCAGCAACAAAGGAAAAUCAACAGCUCCAAACAUCAGCCACUAUGAUGAGGAACAGAACGUCAGCGCCGCUGGUCAUCAACAAAAAUAUUCAAGCUCAACCGAUCAUGCUCGAUCUGAGGCAAAUGAAAUGUCUCGGACGAUAUUUCAAAGUACAUGCCACGUGGCGAUGGAAAGUUGCAAUGGGAACUACAAUUGCAGAAUGUCGCUGGCACCGAUUUUGCAUCAUUGCGACAUGUCGCGGUGUAACCGGAAUUCGUGCAUGGAGGCGUUGCAAGCUUUCUAUAGAAAGCCGGGAUUUCCUUGGAACAUUGAGAUCGCCUUUUGCCUCUGCAAGAAGACCGACAACAAACUCGAUACAUGCAUGAUCGCUCAAGAAAAACUUCAUCCUGUAUGCGCACAAAGGAUUGAGGGUGCACCCCAACCUACGUGUUUAUCCCUCGCGGAAGCAUGUAGAGAAAGCAAAGAAUGCCGAUCACGUCUUGAAUAUUACGAGCAGUCCUGUGCGGUAGAUAGCGUGACGAAAAAAUGUGCCGGUUCGCCAUCGGAAUGUCGCCUUGCAAUGUUGGGAAUUCUUGGGACAGAUCUCAGGACGACCUGUGCUUGUAAAGGAACGGAUAUGACACAGUUAUACGAGUGUUUAGGAUGGCAGAGGCUGCUCUGGGUUAAUCCUUGCGUCGUUGAAUCUCAAAAAGAUUUUCAUAUUAAAAAAGCUGCUGAACAAGCGUUAUUAUCGACUACUUUGGUACCUAUCAAGAUGACUACAACAGCUAGAGCAAGUUAUACACUUGGAAGGGUUACUUUGGCGAGCGCAACCGUUUCGUCGUCGUUUUCAGGGGAAAAUUCUCACCCAGAGUACUUACCGCAGCCCAUAAUACCAACACCAACGACUACUACAACCACAACUACCACGACAACCACCGUUGCGACAACCACCGUGCCACCGAAGUUUUGUGUGGUUCAAAGGCCACAAUUUCCCGAUCAAUACAUCAAAGAAGGCAGCUUUAAACGAAUUUACCACGCUGACGAGUACGAAUGUUCGGACGUGUGCGAAUGCGAAAUCGGAGAGAAAUUAUCGUGCAAGACGAUAUGCAUAGAUAGGAUGCCCUGUAAGACCGAAUUCGCGUUCUACAACCAUGCAGCUCCGGCCUAUCAAGCCUACAGGGGUCGUUGCCUCUGUUACUCGGGCCAUUUCAUCUGUAUGAAACCCUUACCGACUGACUACAGCCUUCCACAAGGAGUCUACCUUUUUUUGGGUUACAGCGAAGUGGAUGAAAGAGAACUAAAUAAAAAUCAUACCCGAGUUACCGUUCAAAAUAUCGUUCACGUAUUACAAGAUUUCAUUAAACAGGAAGCAGUUAACGGGACGCUGUGCAACUUGGAACUCUUCAAUACGACGCGAGAAAAUGUCAUCAUCGUGGGCAAGCUGAACGAGCAAGUUGAUUACGCCAUGUUGUCGCCGUCUGACAGUCUAACAAAGGAGAAGGAAGAGUGCGCGGAGCUGAUGGAGACGAUCGGAGAUCGGAUAAAUUCGAGGAAUCCGGACUUCAUCUCUCAUCUCUUAUUGUCGAUAUUUAAAAUGGCGGAGGUAGAAAUCGUUCAAGUGGAGCCCGUCUCCAAGGCGUCUACGCGACCACAACUAAGCUGCCUCAUAUUAAUUGGGGUCGCAUUCACGACUUAUAGAAACUUGCGAGGCGUUUCGUGACACAAAAGACUGUAAAAAUGCUGUACGUGUAAGCACAAUUAAAUACAUAUCGUUUUACAAUGAAUUAAUUGAAAAAAAAGAGAAUUAAAAAAAAAUUAUAAAAGAAUUAAACGAAAUAAACGUAUUUCUGACAAAAAAACAAAACCAUGUACAUAUCAUAUAUAUGUUGACUGUUGUUAAUGAUAACUAACGAUUAAAAAAACGUUGUAGAGGAUAGUUAGAUAUGUAUAUGCUGUAGUGAGUACCGUAAACGUUGCUCAGCUCAUAUCUGUCCAAACUCACGAGACGACGUUUUCCUUCUAAACCUUUCUUCUUAAUUUUAAUUAUUUAAUUUAUUUAAUAAUUUAUUAAUAAAAAGUUAGGUCCUUUCGCAUUCGAGAUCAUGUACAAUCUAAAAAUGUCUUCCCAGAGUUAUGCUACACCGAAUAACUCCGAAUGCCGUGACAUCUAAACUUAUUUUUUAAAACGAAAAAAAUAUAUAUAGGCGUUUCCGAUGUUGAUCUGACAGUCUUUCAUUUCGUAUACGAACCAACUUCAAAAAUAACAAAAAUAUAUAUGUGGUGUUACACUUAAGAAUGAGCUUAAUCGAAAAGUAACUCUCGUUCUAUUCACUUUGUAACGCAAAGACUAGAUGAGAUCAACAUACGAUCGACGAGGCAAAGAAAGAUUGUCUAGGCAUACGUAAUAAGAAUAUGCAUAUCAUAAUAGCUUUAAAUUCAAUAUUAUUUUAAAAAAUAAUCCUUUAAAACAUCGAUUAGAAAGAUGUUUUGAAGGAUUAUCAUAGUUUGACGAUAAUUUAAACGAUAAUUAUCGUUUACGUUGAAAUCCAAAAUAAAAUAAAAUAAACGACUGACUCACGACAUAUCGUUCAUACAGAUAAGUUAAAAAAAUAAAAAUGAAGAAACAUAGUGGUUAUUAGCGUUUUACGAUGAGAAAAUGAACUUAAAUAAAGUAUAUUCAACAAAAAAAAUUUGAAAAUUAAUCGUAUUUUCCAUUUCCAUUGGGACGUACAAAGUUAACGCGUGGAAAGUUUUGGUCGUCAAUAAAUCCAAAUUAAAGUUCACACAAAUUAAAAAAAAAAUUGUUUAUUUUUUUUAUUGAAUAUACUACAUACUACAUAUUCGAAUAAAUAAACGAUGAAAUGUCGUUUAAGGAAGCUAAUUGUAAUAAAUAAAUCGAGACACGAUUACACAAACAUACACGUACACACAAACAUACAGAAACUGGACCGAAACACAUUUGUAGGCCGCACACGAUAGGACACGUUGUUAAAUAAACACUAUAUGCUUAAUUGUUAUAUAAAAAAUAAAGGAGGAGUAUAGUACGCAAGCACGUUUGAACCUGUGAAUGAUGUAAAAUAUUAUAAUAAAAAUCCCUUUUGAUAGCGAAAUAUUUUUACAAAAAAAAAAUGUUUUAUAGUCGUUUUGUUAUCGAGCGUGAUGAAUUAGAGAGCUUCUAUAACGUACUUACAACGUAACUGUUUCGUCGUUUCUAAGCUGUUUACCAAUUUAAGUAAAGUUGCGUUAUUCAUUUUGAGACGAUUAAUAUGAAUGUCUUAAAACAGAAUAAAACAACUCUAAGUAGUGUAUUAAAAAAAUUAAAAAAAUGUAUCAAUUGCUUCGUAGGUGAAACCCGUCCACGAUUUUUGCUUUAUCCAUUUUUUUUGGUUCUCUCGUGCAUGUGUUGUGCUGUAAACGGCGUUUAGUUGUACCACGAGAUAAAAAAUAAAAAAAAUAUGUUACUCAAUGUAACACCAAAUUGUACAUUUUAGGGGCGUUCAGUUCAAAGAAUUAAUAGGGUAAUUAGUUUUAACGAUCUUAACGAUAAUUAAGAGAAAUCCAGUCGAGGGUUGACUUAGCCAAAAAAAAAAUAAAAAAAAGUAAUAAACGAUCGUCUAGUCUAGUCGAAACCACUUUACAAUAGCUUGGAAAACCCCGAUGUGCUUCAAAUUGCUGUAAAAAACAAUACAAUAAAUGUAAGAGGAACUGUGCUUCAUGUCAUAGUUAAAAUAUAUUAAACGGUAUAAACAUUAUUCAGUUAAGAGCAAUAACGAACGUUUUGAAACAAGGAAACGUUCAUUUACGUUUUAUGUACUCGAUUUCACUAUACUUAGAUAAUAUGUGAAAUAAAAUUGUUAUAAAAUUA